CUGUUAGUGUACGACUGCAUUUAUAGUGCUGGUGGAUAACAUGGGGUAGCUCUGGUGGGCCGGCGCUGCUUGUACCUAGGCUGUACAGUUGCGACCCCUCGUUACACUUAGAGGUGCCUCCUCUCUUCACAGCUGCAACACAUAUCCAACCUGAACCUCAGAUAAAAUGUCAACAAGACCAGCCGGUAAGGCCGGUUCCUGGUAUGAUGGAGAUCCCGAGUCUCUUGAUGAACAACUAGACGAGUUUCUCGAGGCUGUCCCAGACGCUAUUGACGGCGUGUCACUACCUGUCACUGGCGCUCGAGUGAUCAUUGCCCCACAUGCGGGGUAUUCAUGGUCUGGAAAGUGUGCUGCAUGGGCAUACAAGUCGCUCGACCUGUCCAACAUCAAGCGUGUGUUUCUGCUUGGCCCGACUCAUACCUACGCCUUUGAUGCAUGCCAUCUCUCAACUUUUGAGAAAUACAGUACGCCAUUUGGAGACCUGACGGUCGAUAGGAAGGUAAUAGAUGAUAUCAAAAAGGAGGGCGAACGACUUAGCAUCCCAACCGACGACAUGAAGAAAGGAAGUCCUCGUGAGCCCCGCCGCGGAGGAGAGGUGCACGAACAUUCACUGGAGAUGCAUCUUCCGUAUCUUUACAAAAUGUGUGAAGAAAAGUUUGACGACCCAAAAUACUUCCCCGUUAUUGUCCCUGUGCUGAUUGGCAUGCGGUCUCGUGUCGACAACAUGGGCAUGGACUCGAAUCAACAAAAGAAAGCACGAGAGGCCGAUGAGAAGGACCACAAAGAGAAAGAAGCAAACUACGGGCGACUGUUUGCACCAUACCUAAGCGACCCAGGCAAUGCCUUUAUUGUCAGCUCUGACUUUUGCCACUGGUCCUUCUCCGCAUUUGACUACGCCCCAUAUAGCCCAACAAACGACCUCAACAACUGGACACAUUUGUACCCCGGUGAUCAGACGCCCAAGGGACCUCCUAUUCAUGAAACCAUCAAAUUCUUUGACACUCAUGCUAUGGAUACAGUAGAGAGCGGCAGCCAUGCUGGGUUUUGCGAGAGCGUCAAGUUUACAGGCAACACCAUUUGCGGCAAACAUCCUAUCGGCACAAUGCUAGCAGCCCUGGAGGAGCACGCAAAGAGCCAGGGCAUACAGGAGAAGAUCAAAUUUAAAGUCGUCCAGUACGAUAGAAGUGGUCUCGUGACAAAGCCAGACGGCCACAGCGUGAGCUACGUUUCGGCGUAUGCUGUUGUAUAACAUAGAAGGUGAUGGGUACUACCAAGGGGGUUGUAGCAUAAAGUAGGGCCUUACAUAGAGCAUCUGAAACCAAAUUGAUCCAUAUUUUCCUAUGCGUGUCGAACAUAGGCCGACGGGAAACAUGACGCACACGUUUGAGCAGGAAUCCCACUUCUUUUUCAGUUUUCUAGAUUGGACGCUGUGUUUGGCAAUUAAUGUGGCAGAAUGACGCAGCCUGCUGUUCCAUAUGCAAAUUGGAGCUAGAAACGGAACAUAGCCGAUGUGUAUCAACAGACAGCAGCUCUCCCAGGCUGUAACUGAGAAUCCUGAUGCGGCGCUGACAGGAGCGAGCGAGCCUGUCACGGCGUCGUGACAGCGGAUACGACGACGGUGGCCAACGUCAUUCGCCUCACUGCUGCGACAACGUCCAAACAGGAUGCGAGGACCCUGCCGCUCAGCUCGUCC
Molecule: messenger RNA, 1693 nt
Organism: [Torrubiella] hemipterigena
Lineage: Eukaryota; Fungi; Ascomycota; Sordariomycetes; Hypocreales; Clavicipitaceae
Source: the annotation of a GenBank genome assembly